This is a messenger RNA of Pterocles gutturalis (yellow-throated sandgrouse), 2302 nucleotides long. RefSeq names its product von Willebrand factor A domain-containing protein 5A-like. The transcript is spliced from 16 exons. The annotation marks the transcript as partial. Lineage: Eukaryota; Metazoa; Chordata; Aves; Pterocliformes; Pteroclidae. The record is from RefSeq and is a predicted model, not a curated record.
UGCUGUGGUGGAUGUUGCCAUCCAGGAUUAUGUGGCUGACGUGGCCUCUGAACUCAUCUACCAGAACAAGAGUCAUAUCUCCACAGAAGUCCUCUUCGUCUUCCCCCUGGGCCCUCACAUGGCCAUCUACUCCUUCCAGGCCCGCAGUGAGGAUGCCAAGGUCCAGGCCAUGCUGCAGGACGAGGCCCAGCAGCUGCAUGAGGCUAUGCGGGGCUGGGAGGACCUGGAAAACCUUCAGGAUGAGUCGAAGUACCCGGGUGAGGUGUUUGCCUGCUUCCUGGGCACCCUGUCCCCUGGCAGGGAGGUGGUCGUGACCUUGCGCUAUGUCCAAGAGCUGCCGCGGGAGCCUGAUGGAGCAGCCCAUUUUGUGCUGCCACGCACACUGCAUCCCUACACCAAACUCUACGCCUGGAAUUGCCUCCCCAGCAUGCUGCCCUACAGCCUGCUGCUCACUGCCAGCCUGCACUCACCCCGUGGAGUGGACAAUGUCCAGGCCAACUUUGCCCUCAUCCCUUUGGUCUAUACUGCCCAGGACCGCAGCAUGGCACAGAUCUCACUGGCUGGCAGCCCUCCAAGCCAUGAUUUGGAGCUGCUGGUGUAUUUUGGAGAACCCACUGCAGUCAGUGCCAUGGUGGAGAAGGGAGACCCUGGAGCCCCUCCAGGCUCCCUGCUUGGUGACCCCAUGGUGUUGGUGACGCUGGCACCCAGCAUCCCGGAGGCAGUGCCUGGGCAGCGCCAGUCUGGAGAGUUAAUCUUCCUCCUGGACACCACUUUUCUUGCACAUGUACAGGACACCCUGCUCUUCCUUCUCAAAAGCCUGCCCCUGGGCUGCUACUUCAACAUCUACUGCUAUGGAGCAAUGUCUGUGGGCAUCUACCCGCAGAGUGUCGAAUAUACUCAGGACAACCUUACCGAGGCCAUGCGGCGCAUCUCCUCCACUGGCUCCAGUCUGGGUGACACCAGUCUGCUGGGAACCCUCCGCUCAAUCUACAAUACCCCCCGCCUCCAGGGGCAUGCACGCCAGCUCUUCAUCUUCAUGGCUGGGCUACCCCCUGAUAAGGAAGCCAUCGCAGCUGAGGUCUGCCGUCACCGCAACAGCCACCGGUGCUUCUCCUUCUGCUUCUCCCAGUACAGCGCUGCCCUGGCUAUGGCCCUGGCCAGGAAGACAGGGGGUGAAGCGACCUACAUCUGCUCUGACAACAGUAUGACAGCUGUGUUGAGGUGCCUGAAGCGGGCCCUCCAGCCAGCAGCUGACGGAGUCUCUCUGAGCUGGACCCUGCCCCGUGGCCUGGAGGUUGAGGUGCUGGGGGGCACCCCUCAGUCCAUCUUUCAGGGUCAACACAGUCUCCUCUAUGCCCAGAUCCAUGUACAGGCACAGGAUACAACGGUGGCCAAGGGCAUCAUGACCUUGCAGUACAGCCUGGAUGGCCAGAAUGUCACUCACACCAUUGAAUUCCCACUGUGCCCGCAGGGAGAUGGCCGGCUGGCUGGGCACCGCUUGUCCUCAAGACGCGUGCUGAAGAGGUUGUUGCUAGAGGCUGUGAGUGGGUCAGGGGAUGAACCCAGACAUCGUGCAGUUGAGAUCAGCCUGACUUCGGGGAUCAUCUGUCCCUUUACCAGCUAUGUGGGGGUUCGCACAGCAAAGAGGGUCAACUGGAACCAAGGGCCCCUGGCACUGCUGCCACCCCGCCGGUCACUCAUCUCCUGCCAGAUCGUUGAGCUUCACGGCUCCAGCACAACCUCUUCCUGCUAUCCUGCGAGCAUCUGGGUCCCACCUGGUUGGCUGACAGCAGUGCGGGCGUCAUGGCUCGCUCUCCAUCGACUCACCCAUGGUAUUGCUGCCCUGCCCCAGCGCGGGGCUUGCUCAAAAGCAUGUAAACCACCACCACCACCUAUUUAUUCUCUCAAGUAUGUGGAUCCCACGGAAUUUAUUUUGUGCUCUCCAGUUUUUGGGCGAUGGUCCCCUGAAGCUGUUGCUGAAUGCCAGGAGCUGGUGGCACUGCAGAAUGUAGAUGGCUCCUGGGCCCUUAGCUCAGGCUUGGCCUCUGUGCUGGAAGUCAAUGAGGCUGAAAUCAAGGGAAAGAUGCCUGGUGAGGUCAUGGAGCCAAGCAUCUGGGCAACAGUGCUGGCUGUGACCUGGCUGCACAGAAACGACAAGUGUUACCAGGACCUCUGUGAGCUGCUGGAGGCCAAGGCUGUGACCUGGCUGUGCAGCCGAGCUGUGUCCCAGCUGGACAAGUGCCUGGAGGCAGCCAGCACCCUCCUUGGGAGAAGCAUGAAGCCAAGCAUCUUCAGGCGCUGA